UUCCAGUGAAUCGGUCCGCGAAUGAUCCUCCGUGUUCAUCGACGCGAGUGCACCGUCUUGCGUCCACCAAAGUCGACGAGCGUCGAUUUUUUGGAAGCAUCAAUCAUCUCGAACAAUUGGAGUGGAUCGAUCGAGGUGAAAGGAAAAAGGGAAAAAGAAGAAAGGAGUCGAGUUUCGUUCCUUCGCCAUACCAUUUUCGCUGGUAAUUGAUGCUUCGAAUAUUGGAAAUAUUUUUAUUCUGAUUCCGAGAAUAAGGUGUCGGGGGAAAGGAGGAUGAAUAGAACGGUGCAUUACGCGUUGGUGGCGUUUUGGGAGAAAUCGGGGUGCAAGAUCGUGGCCGAUUACCCGGCGAAACAGGAUCCAGCUUACAGGGAGAUCGCUUUGAGCACGGUCGAUGGACUAAAGUCGGUGGAGAACGACAAGAUCAGCUUCGAUCGGGGCAAGUACACGGUACACGUGCUCAUCGGUGAACUUCACUACGCUUGCCUGACCCUGAAACCGGAUUGCCCUUCGUCAGCAGCCAAGCUGGAAUGCUGUUCCCAAGUAUUUCUGGAGAGGUUGAGAAGCAUUUACAAGGAGCUUCCUAUCCUGGCCGAUCUGACGAGAGAUCUAACCAGUUUGACUAUCAUCGAUCUCUCGAAACCUCUGAAAAAGAUAGUGGAUGAAUACAAUCAACAUAAUACCGACGUGAUACCAAGAUUGGAAGGAGAACUGGCGGAAAUUCGUGAAACAUUGAUGGACGGGGUUCAGAAAUUGAUCGAUAGAGGCGAGAGGCUCGACGAACUCGUUCGAAAGACUCAGAGCUUGCAAAUUAUGGCCUGGAUCCGCGGUAUUCUCACUAGAAAUCAUCUUCGAUUGCUGCACGAGAGCGCUAUCAUCAUUCAACGUCAUUGGCGGGGCUAUUGUGCCAGGAUCAUUUUCGAGCAAUACAUGAUUCAAAGUGUUCAUCAAAUGUGGCAGGAAUAUUACAACAAGAUGGCGAUCAAGAUUCAAGCGUUUUGGCGCGGUUAUUGGCUGAGGAAAACUGUGCUCAACAUUAAAAAGAUGCAUCGUUGGUUGAACGAAGUAUACGAAAAGAACGAGGAAACUGUGAACAACAUGAAGAGAUUCAGAAACAAGGAGAUCGAAAACGUUCAAAAAAUAAUGGAAGAAGAGUCGAUGCAAUGGAUACUUUUCAUUCUGUUCAAGGUAAGUUUGAAACGAUUAAAAUUACUUGAUUGUAAAUCAAAUUUCGUUGUCCCGUUCCGUUUCGUGUUACAGCUUCACCAUUUGUUGAGAACUGCGUGCCGGCCAGGCGUGCUCACGAAAAUUGACAAUACCAAGUUCACUUUUAUCGAGGCGAUGCUGAAAUGUUUGCAGUAUAAACAUUAUGUACGAAAUAAAAAAUUGAGAUCAAAGGAGAAGUGUCAGAAAUGUCAGAUCGAUGAGAAACCAUCGUUUAUUCUACGAGGCACCUAUUACGAGAAAUGCGAGAAGGAGAUUCGUGAAAUCCAAAAAAGGCUGGAGGCGGAAGCGAUGCCACUAUACAGAAGUAAUAAAUUGAAAGGAAAUAUUAAAUUUAAGUUCGAUAUUCCAUUGGCCGUGUGGUAAAUUUAGGCGAGCCUUACGAUGAAUAUGAGAAGAGUAUGCGAAAACUGAACCAUAUGCGCAUACUAACUGCUUUGGAGGAAACGUACGACUGUAAAUCGAACGUAAAAAAGAAGGAAGAACAGAAGAAAGCGUGUUCCUUAAGAAAAGAAUUCGAGCAGGAGGCUUGUUACGUCAAGGAAGACUUGCUUCUUGAGGAAAUCGAGAAAAUGGAUUGUCACCUGAACCGGUUACACCUGAAAUGCCCCGUUCACGAUGCUUCAUAAUUGUGUUUUCUUAAAUACUUCCACCGAUCAAUCAAUAUGAUAUAUUCGAUGGAAUAUGACAAACCUCGAAGAACAAAUGGAACUAAAAUUAAAAAUCAAGCGUUCGAUGCUUUUACGAUCCAGGUUUACGCUUAAUCGUUAUUUAUUCACGAUCUUGAAUUAUUUUCAAUGUUGUUAGCUAAUUUUUUUCAGAUGACACAUUGAUACUAUGAUUAUCGUUCGUGUCACCAAUGGAUCGCUCGAUGCUGAAGAAUUAAAAAA
Apis dorsata (giant honeybee) is the source of this 2114-nucleotide messenger RNA. RefSeq lists its product as uncharacterized. The record is from RefSeq and is a predicted model, not a curated record. Lineage: Eukaryota; Metazoa; Arthropoda; Insecta; Hymenoptera; Apidae. Gene Ontology annotation, cellular component: spindle pole. The coding region runs from base 274 to 1590 and encodes 438 amino acids. Gene Ontology annotation, biological process: spindle organization; establishment of meiotic spindle localization; mitotic cell cycle. The transcript is spliced from 5 exons. Gene Ontology annotation, molecular function: protein binding.